Messenger RNA from Prunus armeniaca (apricot), 204 nucleotides. Lineage: Eukaryota; Viridiplantae; Streptophyta; Magnoliopsida; Rosales; Rosaceae. The record is from the annotation of a GenBank genome assembly.
AUGGGAAAGGUUCAUGGAUCUUUGGCUCGUGCUGGUAAGGUGAGAGGCCAGAUUCCCAAAGUGGCUAAGCAAGAUAGAAGAAGAAGCCCCAUGGACGCGCCCACAAGCGCAUGCAAUACAACCGCCAAUUCGUCACCGUCGUGGUUGGCUUCGGCAAGAAGAGGGGACCCAACUCAUCUGAGAAGUAGACAAAGCUUUUUUUGA